Molecule: messenger RNA, 930 nt
Organism: Sarcophilus harrisii (Tasmanian devil)
Lineage: Eukaryota; Metazoa; Chordata; Mammalia; Dasyuromorphia; Dasyuridae
Product: olfactory receptor 2D2-like
Exons: 1
Coding region: 4-930 (308 amino acids)
Biological process (GO): G protein-coupled receptor signaling pathway
Cellular component (GO): membrane
Molecular function (GO): G protein-coupled receptor activity; olfactory receptor activity
Source: RefSeq, a predicted model, not a curated record
AACAUGAGCCAGAACAACCAAAGUUGGGUGACAGAAUUCCUCUUCCUGGGACUUUCUGAUGAUCCUCAGAUUCAAGUGCUGCUUUUUGUAUUGUUCCUGGGAAUCUACUUAGUUACUGUGCUUGGAAGCUUACUCCUCAUCUAUCUGGUUUUAAUUGACUCACAGCUCCAUACACCCAUGUACUUUUUCCUUUGCAACUUAUCUUUGGCUGAUUUUGGUCAAUCCAAUAGCAUUGUUCCCCAAACCCUAGUCCACCUGCUAACAAAGAAGAAAGUUGUUUCUUUCAUGGGCUGUGCUGCUCAACUUUUCUUCUCCCUUGUUUUUGGAGGUACACAAUGUGCCUUGUUAGCUGUAAUGUCAUAUGACCGAUAUUUCGCAGUCUGUGACCCCAUGCACUACCCUCUCAUUAUGACAGGGAAAAUAUGUGCCAGGUUGAGCUUGGGGUGUUGGACCAGUGGCACUGUAGUAUCCUUGGUAGACACUGCAUUCACUUUAUGCCUCCCUUACCAAGGAAACAAUAGAAUUGAUCAUUUCAUUUGUGAGGCCCCUGCUCUCCUUGCUGUGGCAUCUGCAAACAGCCACAAAGCAGAGACAGCUAUGUUCCUUAUGGGGGUGGUGAUUCUUCUAGUCCCUGUGUCCUUGAUUCUGGCCUCCUAUUGCUCCAUCACAGUUACUGUGCUAAGGAUAAAGACAACAUCAGGCAAACUCAAGGCCUUCUCCACCUGUGGCUCCCACCUCCUUGUGGUCAUCCUUUUUUAUGGAACAGCAAUAAUUGCCUAUAUGACCUCCAAUGCUUCUAAAGAGCAGACUAAGGUGAUUGCUGUGUUCUAUACAGUGAUAAAUCCUAUGCUUAAUCCUCUCAUCUACAGCCUGAGGAAUAAGGAAGUGAAGCAGGCACUCAAAAAUGCAAUCAAGAGAUGGAAAUUCUGA